AUGACCGAUUAUAAAGUAGCAUCUGCGUGCAUUGAGGAACUGAAAGAAAUUUGUAGUGAAUUACUAAAUGCUAAAGAAGAAGAAGUAUUCAAUAAGCUUAGUUUAUAUGACGAAUUUGAAGAGAAAAUAAAAAAAAUACAACCAAUAAUAACAAGAAUUAGAAUAAGAAGAAAUGAAACUAAUGAAGAAAAAAAGAUAUAUGGAGAAAAGAUGAUAAAAAAUGUUGAUGUUUUAUUAGAAAGGUUUGAUAUAUUAUAUAAUAUAUAUGAAGAAGAAUUGACUGUAUUUAAAGAAAAUUAUGAAAUUGAAAAAAAUAAAAGAAUUGAAAAAAAGUUAUUAGAAGAAAAAGAAAAAGAAAAUAAUGAAAAAGAAUUACUUAAUAGAGGAAGAAUAAAAACACAAUUAGAACAAGAAGAGAUUUUAAAAAAGAAUUUAGAAAAAGAAAAUUUACUAAAAAAAGAACAAGAAGAAUAUAAUAAUAAAAUGAAUAGAAUAGAAACUAUGAAAACCAUAAUUAAAGAGAAAUGUUCUUUUUUAUAUGAUGAAAUAUCAAAUGCAUGUAAUAAAUAUGAAACUAUUAAAUAUAUUUAUACACAAUUAAAUGGAAAUAAUGUUAAUAUUAAUAAUAUAUAUACAAAUAUUAUAAAUGAUAAUGAAAAUGAACUUUUAUUAAAUAAUUCUAUAUAUUUUAUUGAUUGUAUAUAUAUGAUUUAUAAAAAUAAUGAAUUCAAAUUAUUUAAAGAAGCAUUAAAAAAUUUAAUAGAAUAUUUAGAAGAAUUAGUUAAAAAUAUAGAUAACCAACAAUUAAAAUUAAUUAAUCUUAUGAAUAAAACUUUUCAAAAAAAUAUACUUUCAAAAAAAGGUAUCUUAUUUUUAUUUAUUUUAAUUGGUUUUGUUUUAAAAAAAACAGAUGAAAUUUUACCAAUAUUAAAAAAUAUAAAUACAGAUAUUAAUAACGAAAAUAUAUAUAUUUAUUUAGAAGAACCUAAUAUUACAACUAAUUAUGAUCAAUGGAUAUUAUGGUUCCAGCAUAUACAAAAAUGUGUCACCAUAUUAUGUACCUUUUUUAGACAUAUACAUAAAUUUUCUGAUAUCCCAGAUGAUGAAAAAAUAAAAUCCAUAUUUUUAUAUUUAAAAGAAAAGUUUUCAAAUGAACAGAAUGUAUCCACAUUAGGAACAUGA
Plasmodium adleri (nom. inval.) is the source of this 1182-nucleotide messenger RNA. Its product is annotated as conserved Plasmodium protein, unknown function. The record is from RefSeq and is a predicted model, not a curated record. The transcript has a single exon. NCBI's taxonomy places the organism in Eukaryota, Apicomplexa, Aconoidasida, Haemosporida, Plasmodiidae. The coding region runs from base 1 to 1182 and encodes 393 amino acids.